Molecule: messenger RNA, 717 nt
Organism: Brenthis ino (lesser marbled fritillary)
Lineage: Eukaryota; Metazoa; Arthropoda; Insecta; Lepidoptera; Nymphalidae
Source: the annotation of a GenBank genome assembly
AUGGAAAAACCUACAAAUUAUAAAUCUAAGAACAAAAAAUCCACAACUAAUCCUAAGGCUAGCAAAAAGCGAAAAAGCGAUGGACCAACAUGUUCAAUGUUUCUUGCUGAACUAUCUAGAAAACUUGCUCACAAAAAACGACAAGAAGAACAAUCUCCUAAAAAUAUCGUGCAAACUAUAAUUAAUACCAUCAACAAUGCUCUACCAGUCAAAUUUUUAAAGAAAAUACCAUCCCGCAAGGAUUCACCAAUGAAAAUUGAAACUUUGCAAAUAUAUGCUCCCGAACUACUGCCGAACGAUACUAUAGAAGUUCCUCGACCUAUAAUUAUUAAUAAUCCCAGUCUUUCUACAUUAAAUAUUCAAGCUCCACCCCAUAGAUCAGGAUUUAAAAUACCUAGAAUGCCAUUAGUCAGUAGUGAAGUUUUUAAAAAGCCAGACAAAAAAGUGAAAUCAGUAACAGAAGAUGUUGCAGUUAAUACUGCAUGCGAUCAUGAUGUGGCAAGUGAGAUAUCAAAACAUGUAGUAACUUUGAAAAAAAUUUCACUCAUAGCACAAGAAUUUAACCAGAAAACAGCCAAAAACUUAAAAGAAAUCGUGGACAGUGUGCAAAAGGACUUAAUUAAAAAGCUAGAAGAAAUACAAGCUGAGCAAAGAGCUUCUUCAUCGAAAUCAGAGAAACAUAUUUCCUUAGAAGAACCUAGUGAACCUCAACGACAG